Molecule: messenger RNA, 570 nt
Organism: Peronospora matthiolae
Lineage: Eukaryota; Oomycota; Peronosporomycetes; Peronosporales; Peronosporaceae
Source: the annotation of a GenBank genome assembly
AUGCUCUCUGCAAUAGCUGCUGGACGCGAACUUUACACUAUCGGCGACGAAAAGAAGAUUGCAAGUGAGGCGAAGAAGGCAUCGUUACUAUUCUUGGCCUCCAAGUACAACGUUGACUGUCGCUGCAUCUGCGACUUGGUCCAUCAAGACAAUAAUGGCGCGUUUGACGAGGAGUCGCUGAGCAGGUUCCGUCUUGGUGGGGAUAGUCGCUGUGUUGCCGGUAAAGAGCUGGACUCUCUUCUCAUCGCUAGAGUUCGUGAAUUUAUUUUAAGCCCGUACGUUCUCAUCGCUGCCGUUAUCGCCUCGCGCGGUGCCGACUGCAUCUUGCGCAAGCUUGUCGGUGAAAACAAUGUCGAGCCUCAAAACGUCAUCAAUGUGGUAGAGACCGCGGUCUUUGAUGACCAUGACAAUGAGUCUAAACUGGCGGAUCGCGGGUCCGCCGACCUUCCCGUCAGGUCUCUAGGCUCCAAGAAGAUUCUCUUGCUUGCUGUGUUUGCUGUUCGCGGCGACUCGACCAAGUUAGAUUCAUGUAUUCUAGACAAGGGAAAUGAGUCAACGAUCUCGCAUUAA